UUCCGUUGUAGAAUAUAUGGUUCUAAUUCCUAGAGACCAUUAAAUAUUCAAGAAAUAUUUGUGACUGAAUGUGGGUUCGGUAUCAGCAACUGCAACCAGUUCAUAUAGAGGCUAUGUUAUUGCAGGUGUAUUUAUUGUAAGAUGUUUGUGUUUUGCAUCCGUUGUGCAGCCUGAGUUGCGAUUAUUAUUGUUUAUAUGUGAAUGCUGGAAACUGAAGAAAUUGGUGUCUCAAUACUUCAAGAUUUACACCAGCAGCGUGAGACUCUUCUGAACUCCCAUAAGAAGCUUCAUGGGGUAGAUGAUGCUAUCGACAAGAGUAAGAAGGUUGUAACGAGCAUGUCACGAAGAAUAACUACAAACAAAUGGAUCGUUGCAUCUGUGAUUGGAGCUCUUGUUCUUGCUAUAGUUGUUAUUCUAUUUUACAAGCUAUCUCAUUAACUAAUAAUAAUAUGCACAAGAUACGACAGGGUGCAAGCUAUAUUUUAUGCUUGUAUGUGCUUCGUUGUAUAUAGGAGCCAUUUGUGAUGCUUUUUGUUUAUGCUUUUUUUUUGUUUUGUUUUUUUUUGAAGUAAAAAGCGUAUACUUGAUUCAAGUAUUUUGUUGAUGU
Messenger RNA from Gastrolobium bilobum, 607 nucleotides. Its product is annotated as vesicle transport v-SNARE 12-like. Gene Ontology annotation, cellular component: late endosome membrane; Golgi apparatus; SNARE complex. The transcript has 2 exons. The coding region runs from base 202 to 438 and encodes 78 amino acids. NCBI's taxonomy places the organism in Eukaryota, Viridiplantae, Streptophyta, Magnoliopsida, Fabales, Fabaceae. Gene Ontology annotation, biological process: vesicle fusion. The record is from RefSeq and is a predicted model, not a curated record. Gene Ontology annotation, molecular function: SNARE binding; SNAP receptor activity.